GAUGCGCCUGCUAAGCGGGCCCGACAGGGCGAGGAGGAGGGCUUGGUGAAGCAGAGAGCCCCCUGCUAUCGCUGCAUCCACCCCAUCCCGCCACCAUCCACUUCAGUGCAGGGCUGCUCGGAUGCCGGGGUCAUCGGUGUGGUCCCGGGGAUCAUCGGAACAAUGCAGGCUGCAGAAACAAUCAAAAUUUUGACCGGCAUCGGUGAAAACUGA
Messenger RNA from Dibothriocephalus latus, 213 nucleotides. NCBI's taxonomy places the organism in Eukaryota, Metazoa, Platyhelminthes, Cestoda, Diphyllobothriidea, Diphyllobothriidae. The record is from the annotation of a GenBank genome assembly.